UUCGAGUAAACUUGCACUUAGGGCACGGAAACUCAUUCCUACUUCUUCGAUACCAUUAAAAGCAUUCGAGCCUCCUUCCUCGUUGCGCAGCCGCUUCCUGACCCGGCGAUGUCGAAGCUCACUCUCCUUCGAAACGUUUUUAGGGCGACCGCGCUAACCCCAAACCCCCUUCCUAGGGUUCCAUGGAGGAGCCUCUCCACCGAGGGGGAGUCGCUUGAUCCCUCCGACGAUCCAUUUCUCCAGACUUCUACGGAAGCAGGUCUAGUCUUUGGAAGGUUGACCGGUAUUGGGAAGAACACAAUGAAGACUGAUGUCCUUCAUUACCUUGAAGGAUGUAAUCUGUCAACUGAUGAUAUUAAAUUUGACUACACUAAGGCAUAUAAUCCAGUUGGCGUGUUGUUGCAAUUUCCUUCUGAAUCUUCCUUUGAUACGGCGGUGAAGCAAACUAUAAGGAGGGGUCGAUUGUACAAGAUAGAGAAGAUUGAUCGUUCUGAAUGGGAUCUCAAGACAUCUUAUGAUGGAAAAGUUGUAUUGUUGCAAGGAAUUCCUCGUAAUGCUGUUCAAGAGGAUGUUGAGCGCUUCCUAUCCGGCAGUAAUUUCGAGCUUUCCACAUUCCAGAUGCUUUUUCGGCAAGGUUUCCCAGACCCUGUAAGAAUCGCACUUGUUCAUUUUCCGACUCGGCUCGAUGCAAUGAAUGCCUUCUGCUUUAACAACAGGGGGUUCUGUCUCAACAGUCCUGUGAGCAUGAGAGUUCUCCAUUGAAGGUUUAGCUUGUCUGGGGAACUUAGAAUGAUGGGUGGCAAUUAGUUCCUUGAGGCUGUAUUUGAAUGUAAGAUCAUUAACUUUGAGGUCACUCUUCCAGCAUCUUAAUUGUUGCUAUUCUGAAAUAUGUAGCCGGUUGUUUUCCAUAGUUUUGUCGACAUUGCUUAAUUUUCUUCUGCUUCAAAAGCGAAUACAAUCCUCUUACUUCAAUUUACGUAGGCAAUUUUUACUUGGGAUUUUGAGUAAAGAUGCGUCUACUCCGCUAAGGCGUCUUGCUGGAUGGUAUAUUUUCUUCUCUCGUAUAUUACAGGAAUUUUAUUAGUUA
This is a messenger RNA of Ananas comosus (pineapple), 1087 nucleotides long. RefSeq lists its product as uncharacterized. The transcript is spliced from 6 exons. Lineage: Eukaryota; Viridiplantae; Streptophyta; Magnoliopsida; Poales; Bromeliaceae. Gene Ontology annotation, molecular function: nucleic acid binding. The record is from RefSeq and is a predicted model, not a curated record. The coding region runs from base 109 to 762 and encodes 217 amino acids.